CUUCCAUGCAAUUUUAUUUCUAAUACAAUUUUUACACUUUAAAAGAACUCAAGCUGGGUUUGCCUAACUGGUAUCCUAGCACAGCGUGAUGUGGGUGAUUGGCCAUCCCAAGUACCAAGAAUCCAAAAGAAUUGCAAUCUUCCUGAGCAUGCCAGAUGAAGUCCAGACAGAAGAAAUAAUCAAGGAUAUUUUUAAGCAAGGCAAAGAGUGUUUCAUCCCCCGUUACAAGCCCCAGAGCAAUCGCAUGGACAUGCUGAAGUUAUCAUCAGCUGAAGACAUUUCUUCACUUGCUUUGACAUCCUGGAAUAUUCUUCAGCCCAGUGAUGAUGACAGUACAAGGGAGGAAGCUCUUGAUGGAGGAGGUCUUGACCUUAUCUUCAUGCCAGGCCUUGGGUUUGACAAAAAAGGCAACAGAUUGGGAAGAGGGAAAGGAUAUUAUGAUACCUAUCUUGAAAGAUGUAUGAAACAUCCCAGUGGAAAGCCUUACACGAUUGCCUUGGCUUUUAGAGAGCAGAUUUGUGAAUCAGUGCCUGUGACAGAAAAUGAUGUUCCAAUAGAUGAAAUCCUUUAUGAAGACUGCUGAAAGUGUCUUGAUACCAACCUAGCUUCAGAGCAGCCAACCAAAGACGUCAGAUCUAUCAAUCAUGGGGUUUUUAAUUGUCAUAUAUUACUUUGGGAACAAUAAAAUACCCUAUUUGUGUUUGGGAAAAAAAAACAAAAAAAACAGUGUAAAUGUGGUAAUGGUAGUGAGGAUUACAUUGAUUUGCUUCUAAUUAGCAAAUGUCUGGUGUGAAUUCUUAUUCUAGAAUCUAUAGAAACAAGAAUGUGUGACUAUUACAUAAGGGACCAUUUCUUCUCACCAUAUUUUUGAGGUACAAGCUUCUUGAUACUUAACAGUUUUAUUAUUCCAGUUUAAAAGUUAAACAUCUGCUAAUGUCAGUUCUUGAUCCAUUGCCGAAUUAGAUACUUCUUAUGGUUAAAGUUCUUAGUACUGAAAUAUUGUGUACAUCCAUGAGCAAAACAAGAAAUUGCCAGAUAAGUCCUAGAGUAAGCUGAGAAAAAAAAUGGUGAUUGGAAAAAAGCUGUAAUUGAUUGUGGUGUAUACAAUAAUUUUGGCUGUUUACUUGGCUCCUUGCAGUUGUCUUAAAAUAAAGGGAGUAUCUGAUAUUAAAAAAAGGCUUAUGUCCAUAACUUUGGUAUAUGGUUCUUUCUUUAAUGGAAGACAAGAUUGUAAUGUAGUCUAAAAUGUGGUCAGUGAGUUUUCCCUCUGGAGUGAAACAGCUCUUUUUUUUUUUUUUUUUUUUUUGUAAAAUAAUAUUCAAAAUUACUUAAAGUUCUCUAAUUUUGUGCGUGGGCCAUUCAUAAUCUCCAAAAAUACUAUGUGUACUUUGGGUGCUAUGUUAAAUGAUAAAGAGAUGCUAAGAAUUGUAGAGAGCAGGUUCUCCAGACCGUCAUGGAAAUCCGGAAGAAGACAGUGAGUUUCCUCUGCACACUGUCCUCGUAGCAAUAGGGCACAGUAUUUCCAGUCAGGAUCAAUCAAACUGUCAGAAUUUUGUGUUCCUUUCUCAGUGCAAUUUCACCUUUUCUGUGCAUGUUUAACUCUUCCCUCAAUCAAUAAAUCAGUGCAUUUAUUUUCA
Empidonax traillii (willow flycatcher) is the source of this 1637-nucleotide messenger RNA. RefSeq names its product 5-formyltetrahydrofolate cyclo-ligase-like. Gene Ontology annotation, molecular function: 5-formyltetrahydrofolate cyclo-ligase activity. Gene Ontology annotation, biological process: folic acid-containing compound biosynthetic process; tetrahydrofolate interconversion. Gene Ontology annotation, cellular component: mitochondrion. The record is from RefSeq and is a predicted model, not a curated record. NCBI's taxonomy places the organism in Eukaryota, Metazoa, Chordata, Aves, Passeriformes, Tyrannidae. The transcript is spliced from 3 exons. Bases 89 to 583 code for a protein of 164 amino acids.